CAAUUUUCUCAAUCAAAUGUCUCAAUCAUUAAAAAUUCAUGCUGAAUAACGCAAGUUCUAUGUUAUGAAUCAAGUGAAUGAACUUGAAGCCCUAUUUCAUAAAUGGAUCAACUCUCAUAAUCUGAGUGAAGAACAUAACCAAUCAUCUUAAAUAGAAGAAUAAGCCACUCAAAGCUAGACAGCUACAUAUAUUUCUCAUUUUUAAGGUUUCUUAACUUACUUACGUUAACUAAAUAAUGAUUAAUUGGAAUGUCAUACUAUUAAAUCUCUUUAAUAGCACUUUGAUUAUAUGCAAUAGGUUCUAGAGAAUGAAGUUAAGCUCUAUUAGUAAAGAUAAAUUCUCAAAGAUCAAAAUCAAUAAGACAAGAAAAAAGGUCAUAAGUUUACCAAAAAGUCCAAUCUCAUUCUUAAAGGCUGGUUAUAUAAACAUUUUUCAUACCCUUAUCCUACAAAAGAAUAAACAAUUUAAUUAGCUGAGAAAUGCAAUCUUACAUGCAAAUAGGUAACUAAAUAUUUAAGAAUUAGAUUUAAAUCUGGUUUAUUAAUGCUAGAGGUAGAAUAUCUAAUAAAACUUACGAGGAAAAGAAAUUUAAAAAUAUUGUAANUACUCUAUUCUGUUUUAGCUCUUAUCAUAUGUUUAAAUAUAAUUAUUUAAUUUAUCAUAAGAAAAUACUUUAUUGA
This is a messenger RNA of Paramecium sonneborni, 681 nucleotides long. The record is from the annotation of a GenBank genome assembly. NCBI's taxonomy places the organism in Eukaryota, Ciliophora, Oligohymenophorea, Peniculida, Parameciidae.